AUGGGAUCUUCAGAUAGUUGGACUGCCAUUGUUACUGGGGGGGCGUCGGGCAUCGGGGCAGCUACAUCGAGAAAACUCGCCAGCCGCGGGAUUAACGUCCUGGUCACAGACAUUCAGACCGAACUCGGAGAAAAAAUGGCCAGCGAAUUAAAGUCUACCUUCAAGGUCGAUGCGGCCUUCCUCCGUGUCGACGUGUCAAGGGAGGAGGAUGUUCGUGCUAUGGUGAAUACGGUUGUGCAGAAAUGGGGCCGACUGGAUUAUGCUGCGAACGUGGCUGGAUUCUGCAAAGAGGACCGAUAUAACGAAGCUAAUGUGUCAACGGAGGAGGUUGAUAAACAUUUCGCGGUCAACCAACGAGGGCUCUGGCUGUGCCAGAAAUUCGAAGCUGCGCAGAUGUUGAAACAAGAGCCCAGAGAGGUCGAACUAUUCCCUAGGCCUUCAUUGCCAAUCAGGCCACAACGCGGGGCCAUUGUCAACGUCGGUUCGACCACGGCCGUCACGGGAAUGGGGUUCGCUGCCUACGCCCCAACGAAAGCGGCUUGCCUCGAGAUCACUCGGAAUGGUGCUUUCUUUUACAGCCCACGUGGAAUUCGUUGUAACGCCGUCUGUCCUGGCGCGACUGUCACAGCCAUGUCCGCGGCCAAUAUGGUCGACGAGGUCGUAGGCUCAGGAGACCGUCAGGCCCUAGAGAACGUCUAUACGCGGCCGAUCGCGCUCAAGACUAUGGCAUGUCCCGAAGAGCAGGCGGCCGUCAUCAGCUUCUUGUUGAGUCCAGAGAGCAGCCACGUCACUGGUAACACCGUCAUGGUCGAUGGCGGGUUCAGCAACGUUACUUUCUAG
Rhinocladiella mackenziei CBS 650.93 is the source of this 840-nucleotide messenger RNA. RefSeq lists its product as uncharacterized. Lineage: Eukaryota; Fungi; Ascomycota; Eurotiomycetes; Chaetothyriales; Herpotrichiellaceae. The record is from RefSeq and is a predicted model, not a curated record. The transcript has 2 exons. The coding region runs from base 1 to 840 and encodes 279 amino acids.